Molecule: messenger RNA, 747 nt
Organism: Acytostelium subglobosum LB1
Lineage: Eukaryota; Evosea; Eumycetozoa; Acytosteliales; Acytosteliaceae
Exons: 2
Coding region: 1-747 (248 amino acids)
Biological process (GO): meiotic joint molecule formation; meiotic strand invasion involved in reciprocal meiotic recombination; homologous chromosome pairing at meiosis
Cellular component (GO): condensed nuclear chromosome; DNA recombinase auxiliary factor complex
Molecular function (GO): recombinase activator activity; double-stranded DNA binding
Source: RefSeq, a predicted model, not a curated record
AUGAGCAAGAAGUCAUCGACAACAGCAUCAUUCGUAUCUAAAGAUGAAGAGUUACUGGUAGCAUACUUCAAAAAGAAUAAUAGACCAUUCAGUCCUCAACAGAUUGAACUUGCUCAUCCACAAUAUGGAAAGACAAGGGUGACAAAGAUGUUAAAGUUGUUGGCAGACCAGGGAAAGAUUGUUUGUAAGGAGAGUGGAAAGUCAUUGGUGUAUUGGAUGGAUCAGAAGGAUGAGUUGGAUGAAUAUGGUCAGCCUGUGGACGGUCCAAAGCCACGUCCAGACGAUGUCACUCGUCAAAACACAGCUUUGAGAGCAGAGCGAGAGGAUCUGGACCAGCAGCUCAAGUCGCUGCAGGCCGAGUCCAAACAACUGGAGGCGCAGCUCACGGAUGACAAGAUUGAUGAGGAGAUUGAACGUUUGACAAAGGAUACGGCGGACAUGUCGGCCAAACUCAAGGCAUACAAGAGCAAGAAUACAUCAUUGACGGCAGACUCAAAGAAGACACUGGAGGCCAAUCAUGCCAAGGCCAGACGGGAGUGGAUCAACAGACGAAGGAUGUUCAAGGAGGUUCUAGACACAGUGUUGGAGCGAUCAAGCAAGAAGCGAAAGGAUCUACAAGAGGAGGUUGGAUGGGAGACUGACGAAGACCUGAACAUCACACUGGUUGAGGACAGGUCAAAGAAGUCUUCUUCUUCUUCGACGUCCUCAUCAUCAAGCGCACCAGAGUACAAGAGGCCAAGAAGAUGA